AUGCUUAGGGAGCUGAGAGCUCCAACAACAGAGGGGACGACGAGGAGACUUGGAGUGGAUGGGCUUGACUUAGGAACGUUCGCCGCGGAGACGACGGGCGAGCUUAACAGCAAUCCUUUAGCGUCGUCGCUUCAGUGGUGGAGGGCUGGUGGGAGGGGAGUGGGUGAGGGGCGGAGUGACGACGGGGGAGUCGGCGGGCGGUUGGGGGGCGGCAUCGGCGGGCGGUUGGGGGGCGGCGUCGGCGGCGGCGCGUUGUCGGGCGGCGGCGACGGCGCGACGGCGCUCCCAGCGGCAGAUGGGGUUGGCGGAGGGAACCGCCUCAAUGGCGAGGGGGGCGAGGUCGACCGGCGCUCCGCUCAGGGGAGCCACCCCCGUGGAGAGAACAGAUGUGGGCGCGGCUUCGUGGGUGGUGGUGGUGGUAAGCAUGGUGCGCGCUUCUUGAUUCCGGAAGCGCGGCAGGAGGGCGAAAGCUGGGGGGAUGCGGGUUGGGGAUUCGGGGGGCUGGACGUCCUCCUCGUUGGGGGGGCCGGCGAGGAACUCCGCAAGAUCCCAGUGCCAGGGAGGGGAGGCACGGGGGAAGAUGAUGGAGGGGGAGCUAGUGGUGGUGGUGGUGGAGGCGGGGCUAGUGGUGGUGGUGGUGGAGGCGGGGCUAGUGGUGGUGGUGGUGGAGGCGGGGCUAGUGGUGGUGGUGGUGGAGGCGGGGCUAGUGGUGGUGGUGGUGGAGGCGGGGCUAGUGGUGGUGGUGGUGGAGGCGGGGCUCGUGGUAGUGGGGGUGGUGGUCUCGGGCAUUUUUGCUGGGACCGCCGUCCAUGGACCCUGGGAGCCGCUGGGCGUUGGACGCCUGUCAUCACACCUCGCUGCACGCCUGCUGCCAUAGCGCGACAGGAGGAGGAUGGUCACAUCAAUCGCCCCACGGCAGGAGAGUUGAGUAACGAUGCGGGCAUGGGCAAUCUGUUGCCAUAA
Messenger RNA from Fimicolochytrium jonesii, 963 nucleotides. RefSeq lists its product as uncharacterized. Lineage: Eukaryota; Fungi; Chytridiomycota; Chytridiomycetes; Spizellomycetales; Powellomycetaceae. The transcript has 4 exons. The record is from RefSeq and is a predicted model, not a curated record. The coding region runs from base 1 to 963 and encodes 320 amino acids.